AUGCCUACUGAUGUCCUCGAUGUGACGGAUCGGUUUAUGAGAAAUCCUAUUCGUAUCCUUGUGAAGAAAGAGGAACUUACACUUGAAGGUAUCAGGCAGUUCUACAUAAAUGUCCAAAAAGACGAGUUCAAAUUUGAAACACUUUGCGAUCUUUAUGAUGCCGUUAACGUCACUCAAGCUGUUAUUUUCUGUAACACUAGGAGAAAGGUGGAACAACUCACUGAGCAGAUGACAAAGAAACAGUUUACCGUAUCCAGCUUGCAUGGAGAUAUGGAACAGCAAGACAGAGACGUGAUUAUGCGCGAAUUUCGUUCGGGUUCCUCUCGUGUUCUCAUCACUACUGAUCUUCUCGCUCGUGGUAUUGACGUUCAGCAGGUUUCACUGGUAAUCAACUUCGACUUGCCAUCUAACCGGGAAAACUACAUUCAUCGUAUUGGUCGUUCUGGGCGUUUCGGCCGAAAAGGAGUGGCCAUCAACUUCAUUACUGACAAUGAUGCUCGUCAGCUCAAAGAUAUCGAACAAUUUUACAACACCGUAAUUGAGGAAAUGCCCGUCUCUAUCACCGAUCUUCUUUAA
This is a messenger RNA of Cylicostephanus goldi, 576 nucleotides long. NCBI's taxonomy places the organism in Eukaryota, Metazoa, Nematoda, Chromadorea, Rhabditida, Strongylidae. The record is from the annotation of a GenBank genome assembly.